AUGGUUGUCCACUUAAGAGCUCUGAAUUUCAGCAGCACCGAAAGCUCUGCUUCCGACCUAAGCACCAAUGUCAGUGUUCGGGACACCUUGGUUCCCCAGGACACCCUCGACCUGAGCAGGCAAGGCCACACGGUGGUGGCAGUAUGCCUUGGGCUCAUUUUGGUCCUGGGAUUCUUCAACAACCUUCUUGUCCUGCUUAUCUUCGCAAGGUUUCGGUCGCUUUGGACGCCCAUAAACCUCAUCCUUCUGAACAUCAACGUGAGCGACAUCCUCGUGUGUAUUUGUGGAACUCCAUUCAGUUUUGCGGCAGGUCUACAGGGGAGAUGGCUCAUUGGACACCAUGGUUGCAAGUGGUAUGGCUUCGCCAAUUCGCCUUUCGGUGCUCUCUCUCUCUCUCGGAUCAUGUCUCUGUCCUAUGAGCGCUACGCCACGGUGCAGCGCUCCACCCAGGCUGAUGUGUCUGACUUCAGAAAGGCCUGGCUGUGUGUGUGGGGCUCCUGGCUCUAUUCCCUGCUAUGGACCCUGCCCCCCUUCAUGGGCUGGAGCAGCUAUGGCCCGGAGGGGGCCGGGACCUCCUGCUCUGUCCAGUGGACCCAGCGCUCUCCGGCCAGUGUCUCCUACGUGGUCUGCCUGUUCAUCUUCUGCCUGCUGUUGCCCCUCAUGAUCAUGGUCUACUCCUACGGCGGGAUACUGGUUUCCAUCAGGGGGGUGGCUAAAAUCAACCUGCUGCCGGCCCAGAGGCGAGAGCAGCACAUCCUGCUCAUGGUGCUGUCCAUGGUGUCCUGCUACCUGCUGUGCUGGAUGCCCUACGGCGUCAUGGCCCUGACGGCCACCUUCGGCCAGUCAGGCCUAGUCACCCCCGUGGCCAAGAGCAGCACCGUAAUCAACCCUGUCAUCUAUGUGCUGUUCAACAACCAGCCCUCUCUUUGCUCCCCACACACCGAGAGCUACAGGAGCCCCAGCAAUGCCCCCCUGUGUGGCCUGCGGAGCGAACGGCGCACCAUGUCUCUGGUGGUCCACUACACCCCUUGA
Molecule: messenger RNA, 1032 nt
Organism: Oncorhynchus gorbuscha (pink salmon)
Lineage: Eukaryota; Metazoa; Chordata; Actinopteri; Salmoniformes; Salmonidae
Product: opsin-3-like
Exons: 4
Coding region: 1-1032 (343 amino acids)
Biological process (GO): G protein-coupled receptor signaling pathway
Cellular component (GO): membrane; photoreceptor outer segment
Molecular function (GO): G protein-coupled receptor activity
Source: RefSeq, a predicted model, not a curated record